Punica granatum (pomegranate) is the source of this 890-nucleotide messenger RNA. The record is from RefSeq and is a predicted model, not a curated record. Lineage: Eukaryota; Viridiplantae; Streptophyta; Magnoliopsida; Myrtales; Lythraceae.
AUGAACAACAAAAAUAAAAAUAAAAAUAAAAAAAACAAAGAAAAUGUCUUCUUUGCUUCUUCACGAUUCUGCAAUUGUCUACAAGUCUGACAUCUCAAAGCACGAAAUACAGUCAACCCCCUACUGCCCCAUUUGGAGCUUCUUUGCAAUGGGGAGCGAGUCCAACUUGGGUAGAGGACGCCACUACGACAUCAAUAUGUCCAGGAGGACCAGGAAGUCGAUGCUGAAUCUCCAUGUAACUCCACAGAUUCCUGAGACGGAUGUUUCAAUAGAAGAAUUCCAGCAACUCAUUCCGAAUGAAGAAGGGAGGGAGAGUCAUUCACUCAGUGGAGAUUGUGAAGAUAGCGCUGACCGCAAGAGCCUAAAGGAACUGAUCAAUGGGGAUGCAUCAGUUGCGAAGAUGGAGCCAGAAGAUCAUGACGAGCCCAGAGGCAGGAGCUCACUCAGCCAGCACUUCACGGAAGAGGAGAAACAGCUUCAACUCCAACUGGUGAGGUCAAAGCAGGGCCAAGAUCACGGUGGGGAUGGAUUGAGGCUCAAGGGAAUGGUCAGUCGCUGCGCCAAGGUCCUGAGCCAUUUGAUUAAGCACAGAGGUAACCGUCGCCCAAUCAUAGGCUCUAGUAAGAAGCUCGUCCUAAGGCUUCCUGAUCCCAACUAGCUGCUGGAAUAAUAUUCUAAUACAUCCAUGCUUUCCUCUGUCAUAGUUAUAUCCAAAACUGCGUACUAUAGUGAACACGUGCAUAGUUGAGCACCGGGCUGAACUCUGGUUCAUCUUUCUUGUUGUAUAGCAUUCACUACGCCUUCUGCGGCAUGUGGUAGGUACUCACAGAACUGAUGCAGAUUUCUGAUAGCAACUUAUAAUUAUUAAAAAAAAAUUCCUUUCUGGAAAA